Gloeophyllum trabeum ATCC 11539 is the source of this 1132-nucleotide messenger RNA. RefSeq names its product PHP domain-like protein. Gene Ontology annotation, molecular function: RNA binding. NCBI's taxonomy places the organism in Eukaryota, Fungi, Basidiomycota, Agaricomycetes, Gloeophyllales, Gloeophyllaceae. Gene Ontology annotation, cellular component: nucleolar ribonuclease P complex. Gene Ontology annotation, biological process: tRNA processing. The coding region runs from base 169 to 1041 and encodes 290 amino acids. The record is from RefSeq and is a predicted model, not a curated record. The transcript has 5 exons.
GCCGCCACCCUAUCAGUCUCGUACUCUGCUGCCCAAGUCGCGGCCAUAGAGCAUCGGGUAGACCUUCUGGUCCAUUUAGGAUACUCCGUCAUUGCAUUUAAUCAAGCGGUGCAGAAGAAAAUCGACCCGAAAACACAUGUCAACAUUUUGGACCCUCUGUUGUCCCAGAUGCGAAAGCGGUCGGAUAUCGUUUAUCUGAAGCGACUGACUAUCGUCCUGGACGAUGAAAGCGAGAAGGGAUUUGGCUUGACAAAUAACAACCAGUCGCUAGUUGCACCCUAUGAUAUCCUCGCGCUAUCACCCACCACGGGCGGGAGCUUCACGCUCGCGUGCCUCACGCACACGCUCCCCUCCCCGCUCACCACGCACAUCAUCAGCCUUCCGCUCUCCCUCCCGCGCCUCCCCUUCCAUCUAAAGCACACGGUCGUACGCACGGCCAUCAAGAACGGCGCGGUCUUCGAAGUGAAUUAUGCUGGAGCGCUGGGCGUGGAGGACGGCGGGGAGGCGGGGAAGCGCAAUUGGUGGGCGGGCGCGCGGGAGCUGGUGAGGGUGGUAAAGGGCAAGGGCGUCCUUGUGAGCGGCGGGGUCAGUAAUGACUGGGAUCUGCGGGCGCCUCGGGAUGUGGGGAACUUGAUCACGCUGCUUGGUUUGCCUCAAGACGUCGCACAUCACGCCUCAACUACAAUUCCGAAGUCACUGGUUCUCAGAGCGCAGACGCGCCGGACAUACCGUGCGAUCCUCUCGGAGCCAAAAAUUGUGAUACCCGAAAGCGCAACCGGACAAACCGAAGCCGCCUUCACCUCAGAGACAGGGAGUCAGGUGGACGUUGUGCAAGCAUCUUGUAUCCAGGCAACGUCAGAACCUGUCAAAGGUCAGGACCAGCUGCCCAUCUCUACAGGGCCAACCGCAGCUGGGAAUGGUAAGAAACGCCCCCUGGAGCUCGACGACAAGGUAGUUCCGCUAUCGGCGGAGGGAGACGCAUCAGAGAGGAAGAAAAAGAAAAAGCGGAAGAAUAAGGAUAAUGGCGGGGUUACGAGCUGAGUGGUUGCGCUCCCUACAUGUAUUGUGUACUCAACUUGGAGUUGCGUUUCAAUAUGGUAAUGGUCGAAUGUAUACGGGCCUGGCACUUUGA